Molecule: messenger RNA, 10375 nt
Organism: Cuculus canorus (common cuckoo)
Lineage: Eukaryota; Metazoa; Chordata; Aves; Cuculiformes; Cuculidae
Gene: MCUR1
Product: mitochondrial calcium uniporter regulator 1
Exons: 9
Coding region: 150-956 (268 amino acids)
Biological process (GO): calcium import into the mitochondrion; positive regulation of mitochondrial calcium ion concentration
Cellular component (GO): mitochondrial inner membrane; mitochondrion
Source: RefSeq, a predicted model, not a curated record
UUGCCACGUGACCAAGGCGGAAGCGGGACGCCGGGCGGUGCGUGUGCGCUCCGCGGUGGUGUCCCAGUAGCGGCGGGUUUUACCUCUUUUCCUUCUCUGCUGCCCGCCGCCACCGGUUUCUUCCGUUCUCGGGACCGGGUGGUGCGGCCAUGGCUAAGGGCCAGGCGGCCGCGAGGGGCGGAAGGCGGGCGGUGCUGAUGCUGCUGCGGCCACGCGGCGCCCUCCCGCACGCCCCGAGCUGCGCCCGAGCGACCCCCGGCCCCGCGCGCCGCGGCCUGUGGGGGGGCGGGGAGCGCGAUGUAAGCAACUCUGCAUCAUCAUCUUUACAAAGCAAAGGGAAUGUGUCCUUACUGGGAAAUAGGAAGCUUUUUAUCGACACUCAUGCGCUGGUAUGCCUCUUGGAAGAAAAUGGGUUCACUACUGAGCAGUCGGAGGUCAUCGUACCUGCAUUAGUGAAAAUUAUGAACAACAACCUGGAUAUGAUUUACAAGGACAUGGUCACCAAAGUACAGCAGGAAAUUGCACUUCAGCAAGUAAUGUCCCAUAUUGGUGGUGUGAAAAAGGACAUGAUUAUUUUGGAAAAAAGUGAAUUUUCAGCACUUCUUUCAGAAAAUGAGAAAAUAAAACUUGAACUCCAGCAGGUUAAGAAACAAGUCACGGAUGAAGUCACUAAAGUUCGUGCAGAUAACAAGUUAAACCUAAACCUAGAGAAGAGCAGAGCAAAAGAAUUGUACUCAAUUAAUGAAAGAAAACUACUUGAAAUGAGGAAAGAAAUAGAGGAAUUGCAUGCACAACAAGAUCGAGCUCUGACCCAAACAGACCGAAAAAUAGAUACAGAAGUUGCAGAUCUGAAAACAAUGCUUGAAUCACACAAGCUUGACCAUAUCAAGUACUUGGCAGGUUCAAUAUUUACAUGCCUUACUGUAGCACUGGGAUUUUAUCGUUUGUGGAUAUAAUAAAACAUCGAUUUAAAGGCACUUCUACUGUCUUUGUUUCUGGAAAAAAAAAAAAAAGGAAGUUUUAUCUUUGCCUGGAAUUUAUCCAAGUCUCAAUUGUUUUAUUUAUUUUUUUUUGUAAAGCGGACUGUAUUGAGAAUGUAACCAAAGAUGUGCAUAGAAACAAACUGUACACGUCUUGUGCAUAUUUUGAAACUUUCCUCUGGUGAAAACAUGGUAUACGCAUUUGUGCCUUUACUCUCUGUUCUGAAUGGCAGAACUCCUUGCUGCUACAAAGUGUCAUAUAAGCAAAGACUGGCAUUUGUACCAAUCGUGGAGCUGCAAGCUGUAGAGAAGAAUCUGUGGAAUUAUGUCCCAUUGCCUAUUCAGAUGUGCUUGCCGGAGUCAGUUGCUUGUAUCGGGCUGAAGUUUUGAUUAUUAAUGUAAAACUGAAGCUACAUGUUUUGUGGCUUGGAGGCACUCUUGUAUAAGUAGAAUUUGUGUUAACUGAAUCGUGCUUGCUUUCCUCUUUCUGACACUUGUUCAAACAGUUACUAUGAUCAGAUAUUUGUUUUGCUAUUUUUAUAGCAUUAUAAUUAUCAGCUUUUUUUCCAGAUGGCGGUCCAAUCAGUCAUGUUUCAUGAAAGAGUACUGUGUAAUGAGUGAUAGCAGCGUCUGCUGCUGGUUUUGUUUGUAUUACAUUUGUAGAGGUUUUUGUGACUAACUUGCCUUUGGUACAUCUAAGUAUCCAAUACUCAUUCUAUAUGCUAAUGAUUAGCUUUACCACUGUAACUGGAAGUUUGAAAUGCAGUAAAAGACACUAAUUGUGUUAAUUUACAGUUCAGUGAUACAAAGUGUCCCUGGUGCUGCCUUCUUGAUGGAAGGGAAUUGAUGCUUGUAGAAAGGAAAAAGAUUUUUAAAUGGUGGUUAUGAAACAGGUUCUUAGGUGAGGGAACUGCAAUACCAAGGGUCUUCUGGGUGUUUUGUUGAUUUACUUUAAAAAAAAAAAAAAAAAAAAAAAAAGAUAAUCCUCUUAGUUCCUGUUGGUUCUUCAAAUGUGGAACUUUUAUAGUGAUUAUAAUAAUGAAAGCAGUAAUGGAAACUUGCAAAGAAGUUUAAUCUAGUUCUAAGCAAACCUGUGUGAUCUAGUAAGUGCAAUUGAAAGCAAUGACGGAAGGCUUCCAGUGUAUCCAGGUAUCUGUCAUUCUUCCAUUGAUAAAAAGGCUGCUUUAGUAGUAAAGCUGUCCUGUGUGUUCCUUCAGUUAAAGGGAAUUUUCCCUCUCUUGCUUGCCUUUAGGAGAGAACUAUCUAUGCACUGGUAAUAAAUGCUGUUAGAGCAUGAUUGCAGCUUUACUAAAUUAAAGUAAAGCUGUUUGGCUACGCUGUGCCUGUGCUGUAAUAACCAUGUAACUUUUUUGAUAGUUGGGAGUACCAAUUUUGAUCACACGUGAGUACAGAGGAAGAGGUGGAUGCCUGUAACAAUACCACACUGUCUUGGAAUAAAUGGAUAUUUCAUAGAAUAUACUGAGUUUUCAUUAUAAAUUCAACUUUUUAAUUUGAAUGUAAUCUUUUUGUUUGAAGGUAAGUCACUGCUAAUAGUAAUUAUUUUAAGCUAAGAAUUAGUCAAGUCCACAGAUGCUCUGACACAGAGGAGGAAAGAACAGUAAUGUAAGGGAAACUGUUAUUGCAGACUGACUUGACAGUCCCUCUAAACUGAAUGAAUCUAUAUUCAAGAUCUUCUCUUUUUUGUUUAAAGGAUAUUUUUUGUACUAACUUACAGGACUUGACACUUUCUCAAAUUAGACAAGCAGUAAUUUAAUGUUUGGACUGAUUCAGUGUUGGUUCUUAUCUUCCUAUGAUAGAUGAUUCUAUGUACAUCUGUAAUCAGUACAACUUUGCCUGUAUGCCUAAGCAUUUGAUAAAUAGUUGCUAAAGUAAUUAUUUAGAAUGAAUUUUAAAUAUAUGGUCUAUCCUCCUAAAAAUAGAUAUUAUGCAAAUACAUUUCAGGGCAGAUGGAAAGAAGUGAAAGAUUAUAGAGAAGCAUUGUCCUCAAAUUAGCAGUGUCAGGCAAACCAGCACUUCUUGGUGAGUGUUCUAAACAAGGAAUAAAGUUAAUAUGUCAUUCAGGGAAAGAACAUUAUAAAUAGAACAUAAUUAUUAUUCCCUAGCCCAGAAAGUGAAUUUCAAGUGAGAUGUUAAAGCGUGUUACUCCUAUCCUGCAUGCAUAGAUGAAAAAUCUCUAAUUUCAGUGAUCAGUUUAGUAAUCCUUCUAGCACAGUCUCAUCAUGAGUACCCGGUGUACUUAUUGGCAUUCUAAAAAGGUAGAAAAAUCCCUCCAUAUAUUUCCAAGCACAAUUUCUUCCAAAGAGGAAUUUAAACUCAAAGAAUGAGCCUUUUGGUACAGGUGAGAAGCAAAUACAUCAAGGCAUACUACUUAAAUAUCUCUUAAAAACCAAGAGUUGAAUGUCAAAUAAUCACUAAAUUCGUAAAUGAGACCUAAGCUGGCGAUUCUCCAAACUUGUUUUUCUGUAAGUCUUUCUGUAUGAUGCCGUACAUUGUCUCUAAUUUGAAUCAGUAGCAUUUCUAAACGUACAGAAAUAGUUUUUCAGUUCUCUGACUUCAUAUUUUUAUUUUUUAUUUGCAGAGCUUUUUCAAAAGAUGCAAGUGAAUAAUAAAUAAGACUGCUUUACUAUAAAACCAUUUCAGCUGUGGAAAAACUGCAGUAGCUCCCCCUUCAUUCAGAAGUGUAUCUGUUCAUUUCCUGCCUGGUAGGAAAAAUAAGUUUAAAAAGAAAAACUGUAUCUAGAAAUGUUAGAUCUCUCAGAUUUGCUCUUUAAGUUUGCAAGAAUAGAGGAUGCUGCUAAAGUUGAGCUUCAGCUCUGAUGUGCUUUAAAGAAGAACACAUCUGUGUUGAGAGUAAGAAAGAGUAGCAGUCUCUACUAGAACUGGUCUUACGUUUUCCAUGUGAGCUUCCACGUUCACACAGCAAAGACAGGAGGAUCUUUAAGGAUUUAUUUCCUUUUGGGGAAGGAGAUGAAGAAUCAUUCCAUUUGCCAGAAAACCAAAGUUGCUCCUAAAGCUUCUUCAUGUUUUGCAGGACGGACUGACAUCCAUAGUUCUUACUGAACUAUUUACUUGCAACACAUUUGUGGGAGUAUACUGAAUUUAACUGCUUGUCUGCUUUGCUUUCACUCUUGUCUUCAGUAAAAAUCCAUAAGGGAGCUGUAUUCUUUUCAGUGGUAUGUAUUAGUGGAAUUAGCAUCAUAGAACCGUAGAGUAGUUUGGGUUGGAAGGGACCUUAAACAGGAUCCAGUUCCAAGCCACCUGCCAUGGUCAGGGACAUCCCACUAGAUCAGGCUGCCCAAGGCCGCGUCCAACCUGGCCUUGAACACCUCCAGGGAAGGGGCAGCCACAACCUGUGCCAGUGCCUCACCACUCUCAUGGUGAAGAAAAUUCCUUCUUAUGUCUAGUCUAAAUCUGCCCCUCUCCAGUUUCUACCCAUUGCACCUAGUCCUAUCACUACAAGCCUUUGUAAAAAGUCCCUCCCCAGUUUUCUUGUAGCCUCCUUCAGGUACUGGAAGAUCGCUAUAAGGUCUCCUUGGAGCCUUCUCUUCUCCAGACUGAACAACCCCAACUCUCUAAGCCUGCCCUCACAGGGAAGGUGCUCCAGCCCUCUGAUCAUCUUUGUAGCCCUCCUCUGGACACAUUCCAACAGUUCCAUAUCCUUCUUAUGUUGGGAAUUCCAGAACUGGGCACAAUACUCCAGAUGAAGUCUCACCAGAGAGGAAUAGAGAGGCAGAAUCCCCUCCCUCACCCUGCUGGUCACGCUUCUUUUGAUGCAGCCCAGGAUAUGGUUGGCCGCCUGGGCUGUGAGCGCACGUUGCUGGCUCAUGUCGAGUUUCUCAUCGACCAACACCCCGAAGUCCUUCUCUGCAGGGCUGCUCUCAAUCACACCAUCUCCCAUCCUGUUCUGAAACCACAGAUUGCCCCAACCCAGGUGUAGGACCUUGCACUUUGCCUUGUUGAACUUCACAAGGUUCUCACAGGCCCACUUUUCCAGUCUGUCCAGGUCCCUCUGGAUGACAUCAUGUCCUUCCAGUGUGGCAACUGCACCACUCAGCUUGGUGUCAUCUGCAGACUUGCUGAGAGUGCACUCAAUCUCGAUGUCAAUAUCAUUGAUGAAGAUAUUGAAUAGCACCGGUCCUAGUAUGGACUGCUGAGGGACAACACUUGUCACAGAUCUGCAUCUGGACUUCAAGCCAUUGACCACUACUCUUUGAAUACAACCAUGCAAGCAGUUUCUGGUCCACCGUACCAUCCACCCAUCAAAUCCAUCUCUCCAAUUUAGAGAGAAGGAUGUUGUGCAGGACCGUGUCAAAGGCUUUACAGAAGUCCAGAUAGAUCACAUCUGUUGGUUUACCCAUGUCCACUGCUGUGGUUACCCCAUCAUAGAAAGCUGCUAAGUUGGUCAUACAGGAUUUGCCCGUGGUGAAGCCACAAUGGCUGCUAUUAAUCACCUCCAUGCCCUCCAUGUGCUUUAGCAUAGCUUCUAGGAGGAUCUGUUCCAUGAUCUUCCCAGGCAUAGAGGUGAGGCUGACAGGUCGGUAGCUCCCAGGGUUGUCUUUUCUUCCCUUCUUAAAAAUGGGCACAAUGUUACCCUUCUUCCAGUCACCAGGGACUUCUGAUUGCCAUGACUUUUCAAAUAUCAUGGAGAGUGGCUUGGCAACCACAUCUGCCAAUUCCCUCAGGACUCUGGGAUGCAUUUCAUCGGGUCCCAAAGACUUAUGUUUAGGUUCCACACGUGGUCACAAACCUGAUCCUCCUCUACAGUGGGAGGUGUUUACCUCCCUGGUCACCAUCUUGCUGUCCCAUGAUCCAGGAGGGGGUGAGGAGAGUGGUUAUCAGUGAAGACUGAGGCAAAAAAGUUAUGUACCUCAGCCUUCUCCUCGGCUGCUGAUACGAGGUCACUAUUCCCAACCAUCAGUGGGUGUACAUUCUCUUUAACCUUCCUCUUCUCACUGAUGUACCUGUAGAAGCCCUUCUUGUUGGUCAUAACUUCCCUUGCCAAGUUCAGCUCCAGCUGUUCCUUGGCUUUCCUGACCUCAUCCCUACACAACCGCCCGGGUUCCCUGUUCCUGCUUGCACUGCCUGUGCAGUUCCCUCUGCUUCUUGAACAGCAGGUCUCAACCCAACCACACUGGUCUCUUCCCUUUCCUGAGUGAUUUCCUACAUACAGGGAUGGAGCGCUUUUGCACUUUAUGGAAAGUAUCCUUAAAUAUUUGCCAGCUCUGUUCCGCUCGCUUGUCUUGGAGGACCAUGUCCCAGGGUGUCCUACUGAGUAACUCCUUGAAGAGCUGGAAGUUUGCUUUCCUGAAAUUUAGGGUCCCGACUAUACUCCUCGCCUGUCCCAUAUCCCUCUGGACCUUGAACUCCACCAGUGCAUGAUCACUGCAGUCCAGGCUGCCUCCAAUCCUAAUGUCACUGAUGAGUUCACUUAUAUUAGUGACCAUAAGGUCCAGUAUUGCCUCCCCUUGGGUGGGGGUCUCUAUCAGCUGGACGAAGAAAUUAUCUUCCAUGCACUCCAGGAGUCUCCUGGAUCGCCUACAGCUUGCCAUGCUACUUCUCCAGCAGAUGUCAGGGUGGUUGAAGUCCCUGAGUACGAUGAGAGCUUGCGAGUGUGAAGCCUCCUGUAGCUGGAGGAAGAAGGCUUAAUUGGUUGGCUUUCCUUGAUCAGGUGGCCUGUAGUAUACACCAGCCACAGGGGUCCCAUAGGUUCCUCGGUCUUUUAUUCUGACCCAUAAGCUUUCAACCUGUUCUUGGCUACCCUUCAACGGUAGUUCUUCACAUUCUAUCCCUUUCCUGAGAUAGAGGGCAACGUCUCCACCCCUCCUUUCCGGUCUGUCCCUUAUGAACAGCCUGUAGCCAUUGAUAGCCACACUCCAGUCAUGGGAUUCAUCCCACCAAGUUUCAGUGAUGGCAACUAGAUCAUAGCUUUCCAGUAGCACAGUAGCUUCCAGCUCCUCCUGCUUGUUACCUAAGCUUUGUACAUUUGUAUAGAGGCACUUCAGCUGGGCUGCUGGGCACAUUGCCUUCUUUCUUUUGGAGAAGUUUCUUUGCUUCAGGUAUUUUAUUACGUUAGCCCUUUCUCUGUGGGAAGUGUUGCCUGUAUCAUUCAUUUCUCAGAAUGAUGUAGAGUUGUACUUAAGAUCAUGAGCUGACAAAUGGAAAUGUAUUUUUAAUUUAGGUAUGAAAUCUACUUUUAAUUUUUUUAACCACAAAUGUUUUGGUUUACUAGAAUAAGCCUUAUUCUAGUUGUGAAUAUUCACUUAAUUGACCUUUUCGUAAAUGGUGAAAUCCUAACUCUAUACAGCUAUUAACAGUUCCUCUUGACUUUGGAAAAAGCGUGCUUUUACUUUCUAGAUAUUUUGAGUCAUACCGCCUCAGUGGACUUGUCUUACUCUUGCUACUGUCUGUAGACCUCACACUGGAAAACUGGUGGGGGUUUUGUGGGUUUUUCUUUCUCACUCAGCAAAGUUAGCCAAAUUCCCCUGACUAGUUCCUUUAAAAUACUGGUUGCAAGGCGUGAGCAAGACUAAGUUUUGCAUCUCCCAUUGAGUUUUCAGGAAUCAAAUGAACUGCCUUUAUUAUGAUUUCUGAAAUAAUAACUGCAUUAGACAAUUCAAUAUUUAACAAAACUGUGUAAAAUCUCUUCUCAAGGAGUAAGUACACUGUAAAAUUGAUAUUUUUUUAAAAAAUGUUUUACUAUAUUUGGAAAAGCUGUAUUCAGAAAUUAGUUUGACAAUAGUAUUUUCAAUUCUUUAUUAUAAUAUUUAUUAUUUAGCAUAAUUUAUUAUUUUUUAAUACUUAUUAUUAUAUUAGUUAUAUGUAUCUUGCAUUUAUAGAGGUUUUUUGUUGUUUUUUUGAGGUAAGUCUUUCUGUAUAAGCAAUUCAUUUUCUUCAACCACUAACUAGAAAGUUUAUUUACAAUCAAAUGUGUGCCUGGAAUAUUGGGGUUUGCUUUAAGCACGCAUGUUUCUAAUUACACUCUUGGAAACAGAGGGACUGCUGUGUCUCUUAGGAAAGCUUCAUUUGGCUUAGAACACGGUUUUUUACCCUGUUGCCAAACAUAUUAAAGCAGUAGUGUUGAGUCUUUAUUUUACACUUAAAUUCUAUGCCAGAGCAAUUGCCUCUUGCACAGUUUUGCAACUAGAUAAAGAUCGUAGAGGGAAGAUACCAGUGUUUGCAUAGUGUUCCUUUGAAAUCUGUCCAUUCCAGGAAGAUUCCUGCUUUCUUGGGAGGAUGCCCAACGGUAUCAAAACAAAAAUACUGGAAAUGAGUAACAAAGCAUUGCGGCAAAUAUCAGUCUUAAGCCAAUCCUUAUCCUUGUAGUGAGGCAUGUUUAAUGUGUUGUAAUAUUUCAAAUACCCUCCCUCCCUUUGCUGUUCCAAUACGCACCCUAUCAAACUCUCAGAAGUUCAUUGUGUUCCUCAUUGUAUUCUGGAAUUAUAUCAGCUUAAUUUGAGUUGUGACUAAUACUAUUCAUGAAUAGUUUCUUUUUGUUCCAUGAGUAAAAAUGUAGUGAGGGGGGGUGAACAAAGGGUGGUGUGGUGUGGUUUUGGUUAGUUUUUAUUUAGUCCUGUGGGUAAGUGGUGCACGUUCUGUGAGAACUUGAAACAGAACUGUAUGAUACAUGAAUGUAAUAAUGGCAUAUUUAGAGCAGGCUAUUGAAUUUGUUCGAAUCAAGCUUGUAUCCAGGGCUCCAAGGUUUGCUUCAGAACUGCAAGGGUGUGUAAUCGUUAUCUUGGCAGGGAGUGGGAAGGGAAGCAGGGCAGGUUUCUCCGUAUGAAGGGUAAAACUUGAAACUUUUUACUGUUCAUACUUUGAUCUCUAGUGUGCUUUGGCCUUUCUCCAUAGCCAGAAAUCUUGUAGUCCUCUUGUGAACGGCUGUCAGCAAUGUCCAUUACUCCACAAGUAGGCAGCUAUUAAAUAUGUCACUUUUGAUUGUGAUUUUGUCCAGAAUAAUUUGUGUUGCUCCUAGUAUUCUUCUGUCUUUACUUAGGAUCUAUUUUCUUUUUGGAAGGUGUAUGAAGCAGUAUAGAUUUACAAACUUCUCCCAGUCUUGCUAGAAAUUCAUAAAUACAAAGGCCACUUCAGACGCUCCCUCUGAAGACUACUUACCACAACCAGAUCCAGAUAGUGGCUGAAGGCUUUGAUAAUCUUUUCUAUCUCGGCUUUCAAAGACGUCGAUUCUUAUGCCUCAUGAUUUACAUGCAGUCUUCCCUUGUGUUCCUUAGAGACACACUAGGCCAAGGCACUAGCCGCUUUCUUGUCUGAGCUACUGAACACUGAGCUUUUAAGACCAAAUAAAGCAUAACAGGCAUGAGCCUAUACUGAAAAAAUUACCACUGAUGAUGCAUAGAUGAGGCUGAUCAUGUGUAGUGUUGUCGCUGCAAAUGGGGUUUAGAUAUUUAAAUUUGAUACCUUGUCUCAUGUGUUACAUCGCUGUGUCAUUCAGAAGCACUGGUUCUCGGAAGCUUUUAAGAAGAAGCUGAAAUUCUAUAGAAGUUGAGGCAGUGUAGGGAGAGUGCAAAAUAAGACUCACACUUCCAGAAGUCCAUAGGGAAAUGCUUCCAGAGAUCUUAGUAUUUUUGUCUCCUCUAAAAAGGAACCUUGUUUAAAAACAUUAGGGGUUUCUAAAAGAUUCUGAGUUGAUUUUUUUUCUAAUACUCUUAGCCAUUUUCCAGUCUAUGCAUUGCAGCAUGCUCCUUUAUGUGACUUUUUUCAGUAUCAGUAAUGUGAUUUGGAGAUAUCUGUGAGCACACUUCUCAAAAAAAGCUAUGCUAUUACUCCCUCUUUUUGCUAUUCAGUAAAAAUGCAUCCAAGACUUCAGAAAAAUUUAAUAGCAUAUUGUCCACUAAGCUGUUCAGUAGUUAACUUGUCUUAUUUGAAAUAGGGUCCCAGUUUGCCCUAAGGUGUCAGACCACACCUGACAGGUUAUGAAUUUGAUGAUUCAUAAAGUGUGGUUAACUCAGGGGUUGGGAAUGUCUAAGAAAGCUAAUCCUGUUUGAUAGAGAAAACAGUGGUAAUCAUCAGCCAACACAGCAAAAAUAUGCUUACUGUGAAAGGUAAAUAUUUAAUUGAAACUUCAUCUCCAUUUACGUAAAUGCUAGUGUUUUGAAAGGUAAAUGUUUAGUAGAAAUUUCAUCUCCAUUUACAUAAAUGCUAGUGUUUUGAAACGUAUUCUUUUUCUUCUGUAACUUCUGUACUUGGGUGUUCCUACCUCAUUUUCCUUUCCAGUUUCUAACUUCAAAUAUUCAGUGUGUCAUUUAAUAAAUAUAUUUUGGAUCUUUAUAUGCCAUUUGUAGUUUCAACAUUGUUUUCAGGCUUUUUAUUUUGUCCCAUGAAGUUAUAGAGAGAUUUGGAGAAGGGAAGGGCUGGGU